GGCCGAGGAGUGAGGGAAUUGAAAACGAUGAGAAGAAAGCAGAGAAAAUUGACUGAAUGUUGAGUCUGCCUUGCUGUCACAUCAGACGAGAAAGAAGGGAAAGGGAGACAUGUCACUCUGUCAAUCUGUCCAGUGACCUGAAAAGUAAAAGCUCUUUUUCUCUUCCUUCUCUCUCUUUCCCUCUUUCUCUCACUUCAUUCGGACAAUAUCUCCCUCCCUCCCUUUCUCUCUCUCGGCAAACAGAGGCUGCCGCUAACCCUACGCAUGAGGAAGCUGGAUAGAACAGCCCGGUGCCAGACACAGUCCACGGUUGUCCAAGUCUGUAUUAUCCACGCUCUCUCAACAUGGUGAAGAUGUAGUCUGUUUGAUCUCCAUGGAGAUGUCUCCAAACACAGGUUCCUCUCCCUUGUUGCUAUGGUUAUUGUGGUUGCUAGUCUUCAUGACCAACAUCAUUCAGACAACGGACUCUGCCCCCACAUCUGAAACUUCUCUGCUGGUCAAUACCACAUUGUUGUUUGAAAGUGGAGCCCCAGGCUACACCCUGCAGAACUGUAGCUGCUCCACACCUGUACAGGAAUGCAAUGAGACUCUUGCCAACCGGCUGUGCAUAUGCCACACUGUCUUGCGCUCUGCUUUGACCCUUUCUGGGCUCGGAGAUCCCGGACGACUUACCGUCUGGGUAAAGGAUCUCUGGGUCCUGGAGGAGCUGCUGAACAGAAGCAGGGUUGGCCAUUUACAGCUGUCUUUUUGUGGAAUUAAACCAAUGGGAAGACAGUACCUCGCUUUGCUUGGUCUACAGACCCUUAGGAUUCACAGUUCAGCACCAGAAGCACCAUACCCCGAUCAGGAAAUAACAAUUUUCUCUGCUGUGGAGUUAGAGGCACUCUCCUUGGACCUUUCCUCGUUCUUUUUUGUGACCAUACUGGAUGUAGCAGUGCUUAAUGGGUUCUCUACCCUGAAGGCAUACAGUGUUGUAGGACCACAUGCUUACACUUUCUCCCAGCACUUUCCCCACCUGACCAUUCCCCUUCCUCUGCUAUCCUCUGCUACUCCCGAUGACCCCAGUGAGAAGGAUGCAAAGUCUCUGCAGAGCCUGUUCAUUACUUUUGUCUACUAACAAAAAGAUUCCAUUCAAGGGCACAGUUAGGUCUGCACAAGUGAUACACAGGAGUUACAAAGAACACAUCUGGAUGCUUUUUGUUCUUUUUUUGUAAAGAAAUAUAUAACUGACUGCUGUGCUGAAGUUGUCUUUUAAGUGUGGCUUUGAACUUUGACUGUAGGGACACAAACUUCCCUUUUACUGAUGGAAUUUCCUUAGGGACAAUUUCAUUUGUGUUACACCUUGGAUGCUGUUUUUACAUCCCUGAAAGAAACUGCCCAGAUAUUUCUUCUCUCAUAAGUGCACCGCAAUUUCAACUCAAAUGCAUCCUACUCAGCUGACAUCCUUUUACCCACGACAGUUUUGCAAUAAACCAAAAGUAGUGUAUUG
Messenger RNA from Hippoglossus stenolepis (Pacific halibut), 1489 nucleotides. RefSeq lists its product as uncharacterized. The transcript has 2 exons. The record is from RefSeq and is a predicted model, not a curated record. NCBI's taxonomy places the organism in Eukaryota, Metazoa, Chordata, Actinopteri, Pleuronectiformes, Pleuronectidae. Bases 374 to 1117 code for a protein of 247 amino acids.